Molecule: messenger RNA, 1392 nt
Organism: Talaromyces amestolkiae
Lineage: Eukaryota; Fungi; Ascomycota; Eurotiomycetes; Eurotiales; Trichocomaceae
Exons: 1
Coding region: 1-1392 (463 amino acids)
Biological process (GO): mycotoxin biosynthetic process
Molecular function (GO): acetyltransferase activity
Source: RefSeq, a predicted model, not a curated record
AUGUCCUGGGUAGAGGUCGCCAGUAAUCGUUUCCAGCGCCCUCUGGGCGAAAACGAGCGUCUCAUCAAAUUCAUUGGUGACCGCGCUCAUACCGCAGGCCGCGAACAAUGGUCAGUCACAUCGACGGCAACCUUCACACCAUGCGAUAAUCGAUCAGCAACAGAAUGGGCCGCGACAACCCUUCGUGAUGCCUGGAAGCUUUUGCGUUUUCGCCAUCCUAGCAUCGCGUCGACUCCUGCUGGGGAAAGCGAUAGCUUGGAAUAUGUUAUACCAAGUGAGAAAGAUUUGGAACACUGGAUACAGAGGUCAUAUGAUGUGGUUGAAGGGAGAGAUUCAGAAGAUGUAAUUGCCGAAAUAAAACCAUCUCAUUUCAUGACUUUGCAUUUCCUGCCUCAUACCUGGGAAAUCGUACUGCAUACUUCUCACUGGCGCACGGAUGGCUAUGGAGCGUUUCACCUACUCAACGCAUUUUUUGAUGCGGUAAAAGCGAUUGUCGACAACGACGGCCUACCCGAAAUUUUCUGGGGCGAAGAAGUUGCUCGUCUCGUGCCCAGUGUGGAAAGCGCGUUGAACUUGCCUGAAACAACAACACCAGAAAUAACUGCCAGUGCUAUCAAGUAUGCCAGUACUCACACAUACGUCAAAGAUAGUGUCGGAAUACCAUACAAAGGCGAUUCUACUACAAAACCAGGUGGAACACGAUCUGUUCGAAUGCAGCUGAGUACGAAAACCACCCAGGCAAUCAAGAAUGCUACAACCGAGAGACCGUUCGAUAUGUAUUCAGCUGUACAUGCUGCUUUGGCGAAAGUAAAUUUUCAGUACGCGAGUUCUUCAGCCUCUAACAGCGCGAGGAAUGAGCAGGAAUAUGCUAGCGCGAUACGAAUGAGUUUGCGACCACAUCUCAUUAGCCCGUUUACCGACAAUCCCUCGGUUGCAGCUGGUCUCUACACCGGCGGCUACGUAUCCAAAGUUACCGCCGGCGACGAUUUCAGCACGAUCGCUGAGAAAUACCAACGUGAAUACGAUAAAGGAGUUACCCCAGAAUUCAUCGAAUCCCGCCGCCAGUUUGCCAUCAUGGCACUUGGGGGUCUCCAAAAGGGUCUACCACCACCAAAUCCACCCCCAAGUUACGUUGAUAUGUCCUUUGUGACUGGAGUUGAUGAUAUUGUAAAGUCUGUCUUCGAUACCAAGCAUGGACCACUGAAAGUCUUGAGGGUGGGACUGGGAGUCGAGACAUUGACGCCCCAGCCAUAUCUUUUCUUCUGGGAGCAUAGAGGACAACUUGAUCUGAGUUUUGUCUACAACGAAGCGUUCCAGAACUCCAGCGAUGCCCGAAACAUGCUCAACAGCAUGGUGGAUGUAUUAGAAAAUGAAUUACUGGGUUCAAAGUAA